Messenger RNA from Pteronotus mesoamericanus, 249 nucleotides. It is a transcript of the gene TFF1, whose product is annotated as trefoil factor 1. The record is from RefSeq and is a predicted model, not a curated record. NCBI's taxonomy places the organism in Eukaryota, Metazoa, Chordata, Mammalia, Chiroptera, Mormoopidae. Gene Ontology annotation, biological process: maintenance of gastrointestinal epithelium. The transcript has 3 exons. Bases 1 to 249 code for a protein of 82 amino acids.
AUGGAGCCCAAGGUGAUCUGUGUCCUGCUCGUGGUCUUCUCGCUGGCCCUCAGCACCCAGGCCCAGGGCCAGGCCGAGACAUGUACCAUGGACCCGAAACAAAGAACAAAUUGUGGUUUUCCUGGUGUCACGCCUUCCCAGUGUGCAGAGAGGGGCUGCUGUUUUGACAGCACCAUCCCCAAUUACCCAUGGUGCUUCUUUCCUUUGAAGAUCAACGACAACGUUCCAGAAGAGGAGUGUGUGUUUUAG